Messenger RNA from Suricata suricatta (meerkat), 3269 nucleotides. It is a transcript of the gene DHDDS, whose product is annotated as dehydrodolichyl diphosphate synthase subunit. The transcript has 9 exons. Bases 55 to 1227 code for a protein of 390 amino acids. Gene Ontology annotation, molecular function: ditrans,polycis-polyprenyl diphosphate synthase [(2E,6E)-farnesyl diphosphate specific] activity. Gene Ontology annotation, cellular component: dehydrodolichyl diphosphate synthase complex; endoplasmic reticulum. Gene Ontology annotation, biological process: polyprenol biosynthetic process. The record is from RefSeq and is a predicted model, not a curated record. NCBI's taxonomy places the organism in Eukaryota, Metazoa, Chordata, Mammalia, Carnivora, Herpestidae.
AAGCGGGGAAGGAUCAGGAUGCAGGCACUGUGAUGCGGCAGGAAGGCGUCUUGGAUGGCCAAGAAAAGUCGGUGCAGUUGCCAAGGAAAACGGGACAGCAGCAACGACACCAAGCCAGAACUAGGGAAAGGCCUCUACCCCAAAGGUCUCAUUCGCUGUAAACUCUGGUUACCUGUCUCGUGUCUUCUUGUUCUGGGCUCAUCCUCUGCCAAGGCAGGAGCUAUGUCAUGGAUCAAGGAAGGAGAGUUGUCACUGUGGGAGCGGUUCUGUGCCAACAUCAUAAAGGCAGGCCCAAUGCCCAAACACAUUGCCUUUAUAAUGGAUGGGAACCGUCGCUACGCCAAGAAGUGCCAAGUGGAGCGGCAGGAAGGCCACUCACAGGGCUUCAACAAGCUGGCCGAGACUCUGCGCUGGUGUUUGAACCUGGGCAUCCUAGAGGUGACCGUCUACGCGUUCAGCAUCGAGAACUUCAAACGCUCCAAGAGUGAGGUAGACGGGCUGAUGGAUCUGGCCCGGCAGAAGUUCAGCCGCUUGAUGGAAGAACAGGAGAACCUGCGGAAGCAUGGGGUAUGUAUCCGCGUCCUGGGCGAUCUGCAUCUGUUGCCCUUGGAUCUCCAGGAGCUGAUUGCAAAGGCGGUCCAGGCCACCAAGAACUACAACAAGUGUUUCCUCAAUGUCUGCUUUGCGUACACGUCCCGUCACGAGAUCAGUAAUGCUGUGAGAGAGAUGGCCUGGGGAGUGGAGCAAGGCCUGCUGGACCCCAGUGACGUUUCUGAGUCUCUGCUCGAUAAGUGCCUCUAUACCAACCACUCGCCUCACCCUGACAUCUUGAUCCGGACUUCCGGGGAGGUGAGGCUCAGCGACUUCUUACUCUGGCAGACCUCCCACUCCUGCUUGGUGUUCCAACCCGUUCUGUGGCCGGAAUACACAUUUUGGAACCUCUUCGAGGCCAUCCUGCAGUACCAGAUGAACCAUAGCAUGCUCCAGCAGAAGGCCCGAGACUUGUAUGCAGAAGAGAGGAAGAGGCAGCAGCUGGAGAGGGACCAGGCCGCAGUGACAGAGCAGCUGCUGCAAGAGGGGCUCCAGGCCAGUGGGGACGCCCAGCUCCGAUGGACACGCUUGCACAAACUCUCAGCCAGACGGGAAGAGCGGGUCCAAGGCUUCCUGCAGGCCUUGGAACUUAAGCGGGCUGACUGGCUGGCACGUCUGGGCACAGCAUCAGCCUGAGCAGGGCUGGCCUCCUGCCACUUUGCCCUGCCCUCUGCCUCCAGGGCCCCACUCCCCUUUCUUUUCUUGGUGAAAGGCACCUCCUUCCUAAGGAUUGAACUGUUUCCUUUACUUUGCAAGGGAGCCCCAGAGGCCAGGUCUGCUGGCCAUAGAUCUACCUUUUGAGCUGCCUGGGACAGUGGCCGCUGGGGAGGGUUGAGGGGACAGUCUCCUGCAAGUACCCUAAGCCCAGCUCUGGUCACCUGUAGCUUUGGAGAACAGAGAGCCCCAGUUCUUCGCUGCCCACUCCUUCCGCCUCUGCCACCUCUACCUGUGCUCCCAGGUGCAUUUCACUUUCCCACCAGCACAUCCUUCGACACAGAAUUUCAGGGAGGAGGUCUCCCCAGAACCCCAGCCCUUUCUCCAUCGUCUUAGCCUUCCACCCGACUUUCACAAAAGAUUUGGCUCCACCUUGGGUCUGCUGGUAAAUAGCUAAUAGACAGCCAGCGUUAUUUGGGCAGGGGAGGGGAGGGAGAGACAGAGAAAAUUUGCCCAUCUGCUGCUCCUCCCCCUGGGCUCUCCACCUGGGAUUUGCUAUUGAAUCUCUACCCCCUCCUACCACACAGUGCUGAUUGCUCACUGAAAGGCUCAGCGCCCCCAAUGGCGCGCAGAAGCCAGGCGGGUGAUUACAAUCCAAUUACCUAUUGUGGACUCAGCCCACACAAGCUUCUCUCCUCCUCUUGCAGGGCUUGGGGCCAGGCUCCAUGCCCCUGUGCCACUGGCCCCCUCCAUGGCCACAGGGUAAAAGGAGGGCCUCUAGGCCCCCAUGAAUCUAAUCCACCACAGGCCGCCUUCCCCUGGAACACCUCACAGGACCCGGAGCAAAGAAACAAGCACUUCUCCCAACUGACUGACUCCUGUCCUCAUCAUCUCAGACUCUGUUUCCCACAGCCUUGGCCUUUGAGGCUUUCUGUUCGGGGAAGAAGUCCCCCUAAGUCCCCCCUGAGAUGAUUUACUCUCCGUGUGGCAGAGUCUCAGCUUGCUAGGGCCAGGGCUGCCCAGCAGGGAGAAGAGGGCCAAGUCAAGGGCUGUGUCCUCUCCCUGCCAGGCCUUGUUGCAGAGCUGCUGAGAGGAUUAGUGCCUUCGAAGAGCUGUCGGCCCGAGCAACUCAGCUUCAGGUGCCUGGAGUAGCAAGCACCAGCUUUUAAUACCCACCAAAUGCCACUCUGUUUAGUCUUCCCAUUUUACUUUGGGCGAACUGAUUCCCCAGCACCUCCCUCUAGGGGAGAGGUGGGGUCUUGCAGGCAGUGCUCAGAGCGUGGUCUUUAAACCCCCAACUGCCCUGCAUCCCAGUCUCCUCUUCCCCUUCCUGUGCCAGGAUACCUGGCGCAUAAGACCCCUUGGCCACCAUCCCUGCUCUGAGAAUCAAACAGAAAUGCCAGACACUGCGAUUGAGAAGCCAAUCAAUGCACCCUUUGGCAAGCCCCCCCCCCCCCACACACACACCUGGCAUUCCCCACAACCAAUCCCUGGCACAGGGUUCCCAGAGAGCAGGUGCUGUACAUUUUCCAGCUUUACAAUGGGGCUGUUGACAGCCUUAAUUAGGGAGGCAUGAAUUAUGCGGCUAUAAUGCAGAGCCCUACAAUUAAGGCGGGAAUGAGGGGCUGGAGGCAACAAACGGAAUCUGCCCAGUGAGCAUGGCGAUUGAGUCCUGUCUCCGUUCUGUGUCUGACUUGCCCUAUUAUGAAUGGGGUACGGAUGAUUAAUGGAGCUGGUGUCUCUCUUCGGCCUUAGGUCCUGUAGUCUGAGGAAGGUGCACAGAGCGGGAUGGGUAGGGGUGGAGGGACCACCACUGUCAAGGAGCAGGGGCUGUAAACGGUUGAUAUGAACUCCUUGUGAUUGUUUCCUACCCGUAGGAUUUGUACAAACCAGAUCAACCUUUGCCUCGAGAAACUAGGUGGGACCUAUUUAAAUGUGUCACCUGUGAGCCAGUCCCCCCACUUGAGGAUAUUUAUUGUGUUCUUGUGUUCUCCUGGGCCUCAAAUAGAAUUUUAAAAAUUCUU